Molecule: messenger RNA, 4711 nt
Organism: Pangasianodon hypophthalmus (striped catfish)
Lineage: Eukaryota; Metazoa; Chordata; Actinopteri; Siluriformes; Pangasiidae
Gene: prdm6
Product: PR domain containing 6
Exons: 8
Coding region: 875-2566 (563 amino acids)
Cellular component (GO): nucleus
Molecular function (GO): protein binding; histone methyltransferase activity
Source: RefSeq, a predicted model, not a curated record
CAUUCUUUUGCAGAGAACUGCACUUGCAGACAUAAAUUCAUUUUCAGACGAUUAUGUUUUUGUUUGGGUUUCGUUAUCAAUCUACAGAGACCUCAGCAUGAUGAAUGACCCUGUCAGAAUGACGCCAGUCCAAACAUUUUACCACCGCUCUGGAGUGAAAUGGUGUAAAAUGCCCUGCGUGUAGACAUGGAGAGCCUAUCCAAACAGCUGCAACUUUCUCCAGCGUCUCGGGGAGUCUGGGGAGCGAGGCGGCUGGACAGCGAGGCGCACAAACAGCACGGUGCGCUUCGUUAUCAUUACGCACUCGAAUCGGAUCGAAGCCAAACAAGAGGAAAUUUCAGGCUUUGCCUUGUGUAUUAAUGAGCAUAACAAUCUCUUCAUCAGCCCACCCAACUUCUCAAAAUAACUUUGCUAACAAACUAUCUCUCUCUGUCUCUCUGUUCAUUCAGGCCCCAGUGACAGAAAAGCUAAAUCCCAGACUGAAAGCAUUAAUUUACUGAUCACAGCUGCUGCUUUUUGGAGCAGUAAACUAUCAGGGUCCGGUUGCGGGUGUAUAGGGCCUAAUGAAGCGAAUACUUUUACUAAGACGUGUUGCGUUCAUUUCUCGUGCCAGCUCGACCCCCCUUCUGUCCCUCUGCCCCGAGCUCGCGUCCAGCCCACGUGCUCCGCCACAGCAGAAGGAGGGCAGAGAGAGGGAGAGAGAGAGAGGGAGAGAGAGAGAGAGAGGAAGAGAUGACGGCUUCUCUUUUCUCCAUCCACAGACUUCACCAAGUGUCUCGGCGCUCAGGAGCGUUAUGGUGUAAGCGUCCGGGACUCGCAGUUGACAGCGGUCGGCUCUGACAAACUCGCUUGUGCUAAGAAGUUGCAGUUGGAAAUGCUGAAGCCGGGGGAUCAGAGCGGUUCUGCUUUCCUUAAAGUGGAUCCGACUUACCUUCAGCACUGGCAGCAGCUUUUCCCGCAGAGUCAGCUGAAGAACUGCGCAAUUCCGCAAAUCCCGGCGCCCGAUCGAGCGCCUGUAGCAGCGGAGAGCCUGCGCCAGAGAAGCGGGUUAAUCUCCUCCACCAGCGCCUCGGCCGCUUUAACGCCGUCCUCGAGCUCGUCUUGCGCUCCUGCCGUGUCCGCGCUCGCGGGCUUAACGCAGCUCUCCGCGCCGCAGCUCGCGCUGUUCGGACACUCUCUCUGUACAGAGGUCGCAGCGGCGGAAAACAGCGGCGCGUCUCAGCCCAAGGAACUUUGCCUGCAGUCCAACUUUAACGACAAAGCGUCCCGGUUGAAGCUGACCUCAGAGGAACUGGACUACUAUCUAUACGGACAGCAGAGGAUGGAGAUUAUCCCACUGAACAAUCACACCAGUGAUCUCAAUAACCGCUGUGACAUGUGUGCAGAUAACCGGAACGGCGAGUGCCCCAUGCACGGGCCCCUGCACUCGCUGCGGCGCCUGGUAGGGACAAGCAGUGCAGCCACUGCUGCGCCCCCUCCAGAGGUUCCCGAGUGGCUGCGUGACCUGCCCCGCGAAGUCUGCCUCUGCACCAGCACAGUGCCAGGCCUGGGCUAUGGUAUCUGUGCUUCCCAGCGCAUACCACAGGGCACUUGGAUUGGACCUUUUCAGGGUAUUCCUCUGCUGCUGGAUAAGGUGCAGUCAGGAGCGGUGCGCAACACAAGACACUUAUGGGAGAUCUAUGACCAGGAGGGCACGUUACAGCACUUUAUUGAUGGCAAUGAUCCAAGCAAGUCAAGCUGGAUGAGGUACAUCCGCUGUGCCAGACACUGUGGGGAACAGAACAUGACAGUGGUUCAGUACAGAUCAUGUAUUUUCUACCGGGCUUGUAUGGAUAUUCCACGAGGAACAGAGCUUCUGGUCUGGUACAAUGACAGUUACACCUCCUUCUUUGGCAUCCCCCUGCAGUGCAUCGCACAGGAUGAAAACUUGAAUGUGCCAUCUACUGUAAUCGAGGCCAUGUCCCGACAAGAAAGCCUGCAGCCUUUCAGCAAAACAUCCAAAUCCUCUACAACUGUCAUGCUGCAGCGCUCCAUGGUUUUCCCUCACUCACCCUGCUCACGGAGCUUCUCUCUGCUGGACAAGGUGGGCAACAUGGAGUCUGGCUUUAGCCAGCUGAACACCAAGAACCAGCGGGUUCUAGCCAGUCCCACAUCCACCAGCCAGCUUAACAGUGAGUUCAGCGACUGGCACCUCUGGAAGUGUGGCCAGUGCUUCAAGACCUUCACACAACGCAUUCUUCUGCAAAUGCAUGUGUGCACACAGAAUCCAGACAGACCAUAUCAGUGUGGACACUGUUCACAGUCCUUUGCCCAGCCCUCAGAGCUGCGCAACCACGUGGUAACACAUUCCAGUGACCGGCCCUUCAAGUGUGGCUAUUGCGGCCGUGCUUUCGCCGGAGCCACGACGCUCAACAACCACAUCCGCACCCACACCGGGGAGAAGCCAUUCAAGUGUGAGCGGUGCGAGAGGAGCUUCACGCAGGCCACACAGCUUAGCAGACACCAGCGGAUGCCCAACGAGUGCAAACCCAUCAGCGAGAGCAGCGAAUCAAUUGAGGUGGAUUAGUUGAUUGACCAUGCCGGAAUUAAACGGCGAGGGAAAGUCAUGAUUAAAUGUCACGGACACUUAAGCAAAACCAAAGAUUUCCACUGAGAAACUCUCAAUCAGCCCCAGAAAACCAAAAGCAGUAAUAAAAUAAGUAAGAUGUUAAGAGAUAUUGAUCCCGACACAGAUAAGGGACUGGUUGUGGCUGGGGUGGGAGGUUGGGGGGAGGACAAGAUUAUUUAUUCAUGACUGGGAAAGUCACAGUUCUCUUAAAAAGCUGGAACAUAAGUGUGAAAUGCCAAAAACAUGGCUUAUCGCUUUAUUUCUUAGUCAUGAACAUUGUACUAUAAAACCAAAGGGAGAAGACUAAAAGGGGUGCAGGGACAUACCCCUCAAACUGACAAUGCACAGUAUCUGUAUAAUUGCACCAUUUAAUAAGCAGGAUUUUUUGAGAGAAACAUUUGUAUUCACCAAAAAAAUAGCUUCUGUAUAAAAUGUACAUUUUGAAUUAUAUUUCUCUCAUAUCAUGCUUUUUGGCACUUUUGACUGGUAUUAUUUAAUAUUUCAUUUGGAUACUGAUUCUAAAUGUAAUGAUGGAGACUAUUUAAAUAUGAGCGGGACGAAAGGAAAAACGUCCUUGUGAAAUAAAUAAAAAAACCUUGUUACCAAAUAUGAAAUGAAGAAGAGUUUUAAAGCAAUAUAUAGAAUUGUAUCUGUUGUGUCAUUCAAUACUUUUAUUGCCACACUCAUUUUAUAUGGUGAGUGGGGCUACUGAAUGUUGCAUUUUGUUACAAAAAAAAUAUUUAAAAUCAUUUCACCAUUACUAAAGGCAAACAUUACAGUUUUGUUUGUCAGGUUUUAUGGGAAGGUAAUAGUAAUUAUAUAUAUACAUACACACAUAUAUAUAUAUACACACAUACACACACACACCCUGAUCAGCUAUAACAUUAAAACCAUUGACAGGUGAAGUGAAUAACAUUAAUUAUCUCGUUACAAUGGCACCUUUCAAGGAGGGGAAUAUUUCAGGCAGCAAGUGAACAGUCAGUUCUUUUGAUGUGUUGAUGUGUUAGAAGCAGGAAAAAUGGGCAAGCAUAAAGAUCUGAGCGACUUUGACAAGGGCCAAAUUGUGAUGGCUAGACGACUGGGUCAGAGCAUCUCCAAUAUGGCAGGUCUUGUGGGGGGGGGUCCCAGUAUGCAGUGAUUAGUACCUCCCGAAAGUGGUCCAAAGAAGGAUCAUGGGUGCCCAAGGCUCACUGAUGCGCGUGGGGAGUGAAGGCUAGCCCGUCUGGUCCAGUCCCACAGAAGAGAUGCUGUAGCACAAAUUGCUGAAAAAGUUAAUGCUGGCUAUAAUAGGUAUGUGUCAGAACACCCAAUGCAUCCCAGCUUGCUGCGGAUGGGGCUGUGUAGCUGCAGAUCAGUCAGAGUGUCCAUGCUGACCCCUGUCCACUGCCGAAAGUGCCUACAAUAGGCAUGUGAGCAUCAGAACUGGACCAUGGAGCAAUGGAAGAAGGUGGCCUGGUUUGAUGAAUCACAUUUUCUUUUACAUAAUGUGAACGGCCGGGUGCGUGUGCAUCACUUACCUAGGGAAGAGAUGACACCAGGAUGCACUAUGGGAAGAAGGCAAGCCGGUGGAGGCAGUGUGAUGCUCUGGGCAAUGUUCUGCUGGGAAACUUUGGGUCCUGGCAUUCAUGUGGACGUUACUCUGACACGCACCACCUACCUAAAUAUUGUUGCAGACCAAGUACACCCCUUCAUGACAACGGUAUUCUGUAAUGGCAGUGGCAUCUUUCAGCAGGAUAAUGCGCCUUGCCACACAAAAUUGUUCAGGAAUAGUUUGAGAAAAAUGACAAAGAGUUCAGGGUGUUGACUUGGCCUCCAAAUUCCCCAUAUAUCUAGUCUGAUAGUCUGAUCAAGCGUCUGUGGGAUGUGCUGGACAAACAAGUCCGAUCCAUGGAGGCCCCACCUCACAACUUACAGGACUUAAAUCUGCUGCUAAUGUCUUGGUGCCAGACACCACAGAACACCUUCAGAGGUCUUGUGAAGUCCAUGCCUAGACGGGUCAGAGCUGUUUUGGCGGCACAAGGGGGCACAAUAAUAGGCUUGCGAUUUUAAUGUUAUGGCUGAUCGGUGUGUGUGCGUGUGUGUGUGUGUGUAUAUAUAUAUAUA